Messenger RNA from Drechmeria coniospora, 2685 nucleotides. RefSeq names its product beta-Ala-His dipeptidase. Lineage: Eukaryota; Fungi; Ascomycota; Sordariomycetes; Hypocreales; Ophiocordycipitaceae. The coding region runs from base 1 to 2685 and encodes 894 amino acids. Gene Ontology annotation, molecular function: protein binding; peptidase activity. Gene Ontology annotation, biological process: glutathione catabolic process; proteolysis. The transcript is spliced from 2 exons. The record is from RefSeq and is a predicted model, not a curated record.
AUGGCGGCCGCCUCGGGCCAGCAGCCAGACCUCAGCUCGUCCGUCGCCGGGCAUCUCGACGCCUCCGACGGGCAGCAGCCCCCCCCCGAACUCGUCCACAGCCUGCAGCACGGAAGCGCCGUCCUUGCCCUCGCCGUCAGUCCUCGGCACGACUCCAUCUUUGCCGGCACUCAGGACGGCGAGAUCGUGGUCUGGUCCCUCGCCACCUUCCACCAGGUGCACCAUGUGCAGGCCCACAAGCGCAGCGUCCUCUCCUUGUUCCUAUCGCCCGACGCCUCGCUUCUCUUCUCGAGCGCCGGUGACCCCGUCGUCAGCGUUUGGUGCCCCAAGACUCUGCGUCGCCUCUUCGAGAUCUACGGCGUUCACGAUGUCGGCGACAUCUUCUGCACCGCCUACAGCCCCCAGCACGACACGCUCUACAUCGGCGCCCAGAAUACGACGAUCCAGUGGGUCGGCCUGAGCAGCGCCGGCGCCCGGGUCGCGCCCGGGUCUCAGAGCCACCCCGAUCGCAGGAACCACCGCUUCUUCGACUCCAAGGCUGUCGGGGGCACGAGCACGCCGCGACGGAGCGACGACCGCUGGAGCCUGAUCCCCAAGGCCCAGGCCGUCCUCGAGAUUGACGGCGGCUCGAUCCGGCCGUUUGCCCACAACGGCUACGUCUACUGCAUGCUCAUGGCCAGGGGGCCCACCGUCGAGGUCGACGCCGAGGACGACGUCUUGAUCUCCGGCGGCGGCGACGGCACCAUCAAGCUCUGGAGCCUCGGCGGCGCGUCGUCGAGGAGCGGCGGGGCCGACGAGAUAGGCGCCGAGCACGCGGGCGGCAUCGGCGAGCUGAUGACGCUCGGAACCGACGACGCAGACUCCGUCCUGUCGCUCGCCCUCGACGGCUCCUUCCUCUACGCCGGCAAGCUCGACGGCAUCGUCGAGCUCUGGGACCUCGACACGACCCAGCGGUUGCGCGUCAUCAAGGCCCACGAAGGCAACGUCGUAUCCCUGCAGAUGAGCUGGGGCUACCUGUGGACGGUCUCGACCGACGGCUGGGCGAGCAAAUACAGCACCGCCCACUACGGUGCGUACCGGCACGCGUCCGGAGGCGUGAGCCAGAAGUACCAGUGCCUGAGCAAGUGGAAGGCACACGAGGGGAGGAUCCUCGCCUCGGCGGCGACGACGUACAAGUGCAACAAGUUCUUCAUCACCGGCGCCAACGACGACGACAUUUCCAUCUGGUCCGUCGACGACCAGGCCUGCUCCGAGACGACGGCGGCGUCGGCGAGCGAGAACGUGCUCGUCUCGACGCUCGCCGACUUCGUCUCCUACAAGACCGUGUCGUCACGUCCCGAGUUCGCCGAGGACUGCCGCAAGGGUGCCACCUUUCUCGGCGCCCUCUUCAAGCGCCUCGGCGGCCACGUCGAGAUGCUGAGCACCGACACGGCCCACAACCCCGUCGUCUACGCCCGUUUCUCGGCCAAGAAGGAAGCGGCCUCGAGCCGGAAGCGCAUCCUCUUCUACGGCCACUACGACGUCGUCGCCGCCGAGCACAAGAAGGGCAAGUGGGCCACCGAUCCCUUCACGCUCAAGGGCGCGAACGGCUUCCUCUACGGCCGCGGCGUCAGCGAUAACAAAGGGCCCAUCCUCGCGGCGCUCUACGCCGUCACGGACCUCGUGCAGGCCCAGAAGCUCGAGAACGACGUCGUGUUCCUCAUCGAGGGCGAAGAGGAGUUCGGCUCACGCGGCUUCGAGGCGGCCGUCAAGAGGAACAAGGCCCUCAUCGGCGACGUCGACUACGUCCUGCUGGCCAACAGCUACUGGCUGGACGAUGAGGUGCCGUGCCUCACGUACGGCCUGCGCGGCGUGCUCCACGCGACCGUCUGCGUCGACGCCCCUCGCCCGGACGCGCACUCAGGCGUCGACGGCUCCCACCUCAUGGACGAACCCCUCUCCGACCUCACGAGAAUCUUGUCGACGCUCAAGGGAGCAGGCAACCGGGUCCAGAUCCCUGGCUUCUACGACGGCAUCCCGCCCACGACGCCGGAGGAGGAGGCUCGAUACGACGACAUCGCCUCCAUCAUGACGCACAACAGGGGCGAGGUCGUUUCCGAGGCGGAGCUGAAGCAGUCGCUGAUGGCCCGCUGGCGGGAGCCGAACCUCACCAUCCACCGGUACAGGGUAUCCGGCCCCGACGGCAGCCUCGUCAGCAGCCACGCGAGCGCCAACAUUAGCCUGCGGCUGGUGCCGGGUCAGGAGGUCGAUGAAGUCGCCGGCGCGCUCGGCCGGUUCCUGAACCGCGAGUUUUCGCUCCUCGAGUCGCAGAACAGGCUGACGAUCGAGGUCGACAACAGGGCCGAGCCGUGGCUUGGCGACCCGACCAACGCCAUCUUCCGGACCAUCGGACAGGCCAUCGUCGAGGCGUGGCCGGACCGCUUCGACCGGUCGACGGAAGGGCAGGCUGCCGUGUCGGGCUCGCUCGCGGCGGCGAAGUCGUCGAAGCCCAAGGGCCCGUUGUACAUCCGCGAGGGAGGCUCGAUACCGGCCAUCCGCUUCCUCGAGAAGGAGUUUGGUGCGCCAGCAGCUCAUCUACCGUGCGGCCGGGCGAGCGACUCUGCCCAUCUUGACAACGAGCGCAUGAGCGUCUUGAAUCUUCUCAAGGCUAGGGAGAUUUUUGGCAAGAUUUUUGCGCGACUGUGA